Monoraphidium neglectum is the source of this 825-nucleotide messenger RNA. RefSeq lists its product as hypothetical. Gene Ontology annotation, molecular function: peptidyl-prolyl cis-trans isomerase activity. The transcript is spliced from 4 exons. Bases 1 to 825 code for a protein of 274 amino acids. Lineage: Eukaryota; Viridiplantae; Chlorophyta; Chlorophyceae; Sphaeropleales; Selenastraceae. Gene Ontology annotation, cellular component: chloroplast. The record is from RefSeq and is a predicted model, not a curated record.
AUGAGAGCCUGCACGGUGCAAUCAGGGGUGGGGAACAGCUUAGGCACCCGCUAUGCUGCACGGCGGGGGCUGUUGACGCCAGCGCCAGGGACGGCGUCCGCUCGUGGACCAACCUUGGCGCGCGCGGGCGGGGAGCAGGAAGCGGCCACCACGACCACCGACGAUGCGCCGCUCCGGCCGCAGCCGCCGUCGCCGCAGCAGCAGCAGCAGCCUGAAAAGGAGGCCCAGCAGCAGCAGGAGCAGGAACGGCCGAAGCAGCGGCGGCAGGCGGACUCCACAGAUGCGGUCGCCUCUUUCCUGACCAGGCGCUUCGGCAUCGCGGGCGGCCUGGCCUGGCUCGGUGUCCUGGCGGUGGGGUCCCUGGGCGAGCAGGUCAAGACGCGCAUGGAGGUGGCCGCGGAGAAGGAGGGCACGCGCGACGUGCAGGGCCAGGAGGUGGUUCUGCCCAGCGGCGUGCGCUACACCGACGAGCGCGUCGGCGGCGGCCAGGCGCCCUCCAAGGGGCUGCUGGUCGUGCUGUCGUACGUGGGCCGCGCCGACGGCGCCGUUUUCGAGGACACGCGGGCGCGGGGCAAGCCGAUCGUGUACCUCUACGGAGGUCGGCCCUUCACCGGCGGCCUCUGCGCUGGAGUUGAGGAGGCGCUUGCGACGAUGCGCGCCGGCGGCAAGCGACGCGUGGUCGUGCCGCCGGCGCUCGGCUUCGGCGACCGCGGUGCGGUGCUGCGGCCGACGGAGCACGUGCCUGAGAAGCAGGGCGUCAUCCCGCCGGGCGCAACGCUCGAGUAUGACAUCGAAUUGCAGCGGGUGUCGAUCCCGCCGUCGUGA